AUAAACAAAUGGAUCUCCACUGUGAUUGGAUCAGUCAAUGUGAGGGGGCUUUUUACCCCAAAAACUAUCCUUUCAUGUAUUGGACAGUUAUUUUGUCUCAAAAUAAAUGUGAUCAUUUUCAGGGAUUUUGUUGCUAUUUGGUGUUUUGUUAUAAAAUCAAAUCAAAUGUCCCUUUUAUACUGCCUUUAGCCCUGUUGUACCCUACAUAUGUAUAGGCUAGAUUUCUUAUUAUUAUUUUUAUUAUUUUGUGAUAUAAGAAAGCACAAAUUCCCAUGGGUUUAAAACACAAAAGUGAAUAGAAAUGGCUUUAAAACUGCUGUAAGGAAAGAUGUGCCAUUUAUACAAGAUAAGCAAUUAACUACCUUGCUUCAUAAUCCAUGGAAUCACUCAUAAUGUCUCUUUAAAAGUACGCAAAGUUUUAUUGGAUUACAUGGGAACAUUUACCAUGGAUUUUAGGUGAUGUUGCGUUUACUUUUGUAAACUCAAUGAGGUCAGUGUAAAAUGAGUUGAUGUGCCCUGAAGCCCUGUGUAAAUGAACAUAAAUUUAGUUUGCAUUUGCUUGAAGCUCUGGCUUAAGUAAACUUAUCCUUGAAUACGUUACAAUGUUUCAGAAAUGACUUUUUACAUUCCACACAAGACUCGAUUUAGUUGUAUCACAUAACCAGGGCAUUGAUGAUGUAAUGCUAGAGAACAUUACUGUACAUUUCUUAAGGGGGUUUAGAGAUGCUCUUAACAUGCUUGUGAUCUUGGGUUAUAAAAUAUUGGGUGAAAACCAGCAUUUUUUAAAGAGAUAGUUCACCCAAAAAAUAAUUUACUCACCCUCAUGUUUUUCCAAACCAAUUUGACUUUCUUGCAUGGAACACAAAAGGAGAUGUUCGGCAGAAUGUUAGCUUCAGUCACCAUUCACUUUCCUUGCAUAAUUCAUCCGUACAAUGAAAGUGAAUGGUGACUGAAACUGAGACUGUGUUCCACAGAAGAAAAAAUUGAUGAGGGUGAAUAAUGAUGACAGAAUUUUCAUUUUCGGGUGAACUAUGCCUUUAAGCUUGAGAUUCACAGUAUACAGAAAUUGAAUAAUAGUUAAAUACAAUCUGAAACAAUGCCUUAUUAUAAAGCAUGUUGUGGCAUUAAAUGUAAUCAAUGGCCUUCAGGACGUAAACUGACACGUGUCAUUGGGCUAGGUUAGGCAAUGUUCUCUUCUUGAACAGUCUUGCCACUUUUGUGCCUAGAUCAGGAAAUGAUGUCAUUAAGCUCCUCCUACACCUCACCUGAACAGAGGGUAUGGCCAGACAGAAGCAGUCUGUACAGACAGGAAAAAAAACAAGGAACAGUUCACAACCCUGUGGUCUUUCACGGAGAAGCCUUUUUUAUAUGAAAAGGGCGAGUUUAAAAGUGGAUUUGGAUUAAAAAUGGAUGUCCCAGAGAACUCCCCAGGGAUCAUGGGGCUGCUGAAAACUUUCGAUGCUUCGGAGUUUGGAAGUUGGGAAAAGAUUGGCUCAGGCGGCUUUGGACAGGUGUACAAAGUACGACAUAUACAAUGGAAAACAUGGCUGGCUAUCAAGUGCCCACCCAGCCUUCACUCAGAUGACAAGGAGCGUGCCGAGCUCUUAGAGGAGGCCAAAAAAAUGGAGGCAGCUAAAUUCCGCUACAUCCUCCCUGUGUACGGUAUCUGCAGUGACCCACAGGGCCUGGUGAUGGAGUAUAUGGAAACAGGCUCCCUGGAAACCCUGCUGGCCUCAGAGCCUUUGCCCUGGGAACUGCGAUUCCGCAUCAUCCAUGAGACAGCGGUGGGCAUGAACUUCCUGCACUGCAUGAGUCCGCCACUUCUUCAUCUUGACCUUAAACCUGCCAACAUCCUGCUGGAUGCACACUACCACGUCAAGAUUUCAGAUUUUGGCCUAGCUAGGUGGAACGGUUUUGCUAGGAAUGAUGAUAUUAGCCGUGACGGGUUCUGUGGGACCAUUGCCUACCUGCCUCCAGAGCGGAUUAUCGAAAAAGAUCGAAUCUCUGACACUAAACAUGAUGUGUACAGUUUUGCAAUUGUUAUCUGGGGAAUUCUCACACAGAAGAAACCUUAUCAAGGGGAGAAUAACAUCCUGCACAUCAUGGUGAAGGUCGUGAAGGGAGUUCGUCCAGAUCUGGGGCUUAUUCCCCGCAGUCGACCACAGGCCUGCUCAGGGUUCCUGUCCCUCAUGCAGAAGUGCUGGGCACUUUCCCCAGAGGCCAGACCCAGUUUUCAAGAGAUUACUUCAGAGGCUGAGGAGCUUUGCACCAAACCCAAUGAGGAGUCCAGAUCUUCAGUUUCUUUGGAACCGGAAUCCCCCUGCCCUGCCCCAGUCAGUGAGCAGACAAACAACCAAAAGCCAGUGAGGCCGAAGUCAGAAGUCAUGUUAUCUGAGAAAGACUACAGCCUGUCUGAGCUGCUGAGUCAGAUUGACUCUGGGCUCUCUCGCAGUUUUAGCAAUGUCAAAGAGGAAUCCCUUGAGAGCAAAGACAACACCAGUAAGAGACUCUCAGGCAUCUCCUCUGUGGAUUCGGCUUUCUCGUCCCAAGGCUCCAUUACAUUGUCCUUUGAGAAGGAAAAUGUGAAUGACUCCAGUGAGUUACAGAAGAAGAAGCUUUGUGAAGCCAUUCGUACUGAGGAUAUUGCUAAACUCAUGAAGAUCCUCCAGCCACAAGAUGUUGACUUGCUCUUGGACAGUGGCAGCAAUCUGCUUCACUUCGCUGUGGGACUUGCUAAUGAGGAAGCAGUUAAGUUUCUGCUACUUAGCAACUGCAACCCUAAUUUUCCCAACGUUCACGGAGCUACUCCCCUCCACCUAGCUGCUGAAAAGCGGCUGAAGGGUGUGGCUGAGAUUCUCUUGAGCCGCAAGACAACCAACGUUAAUGCAAAGGACGAGGACCAGUAUACACCUCUGCACUUCGCAGCCCAGAACGGUGACGAGGCCCUGACUCGUUUACUUCUAGACCGCUGUGCCUCUAUUAACGAAGUAGACGCCCAGGGUCGCACACCGACACAUAUUGCCUGUCAUCACGGACAGGAGAACGUGGUGAGGGUUUUGCUAAGUCGUGGGGCUGAUGUCCACGUGAAAGGUAAAGAUGACUGGACAGCACUACACUUGGCUGCCUGGAAAGGCCAUCUGGGAAUUGUGAAACUCUUGGUGAAGCAAGCUGGUGCUGAUGUUGAUGGACAAACUUCAGAUGGGCGUACGCCGCUACAUCUGGCGUCUCAAAGGGGCCAGUAUCGAGUGGCACGUAUUCUGGUGGAGCUUGGCGCUAACGUGCACCUGACAUCUGAUGGCCUCCACAGUCCACUUCACAUAGCAGCAGAAACGGGCCACACCAGCACUUCAAGGCUGCUGGUAAAACACGGCGCCGACAUUCAGAGCCAAACAGCGAAUGGCUGCACCGCCUUGCACCUGGCUGCCCAGAAAGGCCACCUGCCCACUGUUAAAAUGCUUCUCACCGAGGGUGCUGACCCGCAGAGCACCAACCACGCCCAUCGCACACCAUGCCACCUGGCAGCAGAAAACGGUCAAUGCGAGAUCCUCAAAGAGCUUCUGCAGGGUUGCCCUGAGGUCGCUCACACUCAAGACGAGAACGGCUUCACGGCACUUCACCUGGCCGUACAAGGUGGCUACAAAGACGUAAUUUGCAUCCUGCUUGAACGUGGUGCCGAUGCAGCACCGCUCUCUCCGCAACCUACUCGAGAGCGCACGCUAGAGGAGACAUCCGAAUCUGAGCCGGAGAGUCCGAACCCUCUCACACCCACAACUCUUCAGAGGAAAGUGGUUGUUCUGAAACUGACCAACUAUAAAAGCAAUGAUGACAUACGAAUCCCUGUAGACUCACUGUGUGGAUCGGCCCCUUGUUGAGGGCCCUACUGGGGCUUGAGGCCUCACAGACUCUGAAGAACUUUUUUCAAGCUCUUUGUACUCAUAGACACUUUCUCCCUCUUCUUAAAGAGAUAGUUCACACAAAAAUUAAAAUUCUGUUAUUUUUUACUCACCCGUUAUGUUGUUCCAAACUCAUGUGACUCAUUUCUUUCGUGGAACACAAAAGGUGAAUUUUUAAAAAACUAUUUACACAAUUUUACAUUUUAUUUGACCUUUUUUUAAAAGUGGUCCAAUAGCACUCAUGCUUUAUUUUCGAAGACUUGUAAAGCCAUACAAUAGCUUUGUGUGAGGAAUAAACCGAAAUUAAAGUUGUUAGCAAGGCUGGUACUAAGCUGUGAUCUCUGGGGGCGUAAGGAAAAUCUUGAGGGGGUAAAGCCCCCCCUUAUACUCACCAUGGUUGUUAGACCAAAAUGUAAGUUGUUAUACACUGAAAUUCUUGCAGUGCUUAACAGCUCACUCGAGGGGAAGAUUAUCAGUGAAUAAUAACAUCAGUUUUGGUCUUUUCCUGUCACAAAGCUAUUGAAUGACUUUUUUGACAUUUUGGAGCUGAGUAAAUGAUGAAAACAUUUUCAUUUUUGGUGGAACUAUUCCUUUAACAUUCUUUCUUUAUUAUAAAGAAUGAUAAAUGCUGGAAAAAAGGGACUCUUAAUAUCCAAAGGGAUUUACUGUACAUAUUGUAAUUAUUUGGUUGUGGCCAAUCAUAAUAUUGACAGGUACUUUUUCCAAGGGUUUGGGCUCUUGUUGGCUUUCCUCCUUGAUAAAAGAGUUAAUUUUUGAUUGGAAAUGCAUUUAUGUAUAUAUAAGUACUGUAGAUAAAGCCUACUUCCUUUUUGGGAGACAACUUCCUGUCAUUGUUUUUCCAUUCCAGUUUUUGUUGUAUGUCUUUGAUUUCACAAUUUUCUUCUUAUUAUUAUUAUUACCAAAGAACAGUGAUGGUUAAUGCAGCCUUAAGCAAAACUUUUACUACACCCAAAACUGUUUCAGAGAUCUGAGGUAUUUUAGAAAUUUUAGAGUUUAGAAAUAUUAGAAUAAGCUAACCCUCUGAAUACCAGUCAAAACGUACAUUAUUCAACAUCCUUCUAUAUCUGUCAGCACUGUUAUGUCUACUGAUAAUAUAAAAUCAAGGUAAAUAGCAAUGCUGUUAGGCCAAUUAUAUUAUUAAAAUGGUUGAGUUUCUUUAUAAAGAUGAGUGUUUAUAGAGUCAUUUGGCGCGUUCCAUGGGAACAGUGCCUGAGGGGGAUCACAGGUGUGGGUAGACAGUAUGGGGGAGGAUUGCAUCCCAUAUACCCUCAUGUUCAGAACAUCAGCUCAUUCCUGAGACCACUUUAUCUUUUCAUCACUCUUUAAAAGCCUUUUUUUAUGCCAAGGGGAGCGUAGGUGUCAUUACCCCUCAUUUAAGAAGCACUGACAAAAACAGGCAGCCUGUUAAUUGCUAGGUCUUAAAAAUCUGUUUGUAGAGGGCCAUGGAACUGUUGAAUUCUGGGUAAUAAGAGGCUUUUGUCCGUGUUAGUAUCCACACAUCUGUAUAUGUGUCUGUACAAACUAAAUCUUCCGUAGCAAGGAAGCCAGUCAUCUGAUGUCAACACCUCGUCUAGGCUUCACUUUGACUUCUAUAAUUGGUCGAUAAAGCUGCCUUGUCCUCUUCUUUUUGUACACAGAAAAUAUAUUUGUCAUGUAUUCAUUGUGUUUGCACAGAUUUAUAUUUGCACACUUUUUAUAUUUUAUGGAACAUUAAAGUUCAUCAC
Molecule: messenger RNA, 5638 nt
Organism: Myxocyprinus asiaticus (Chinese sucker)
Lineage: Eukaryota; Metazoa; Chordata; Actinopteri; Cypriniformes; Catostomidae
Gene: ripk4
Product: receptor-interacting serine-threonine kinase 4
Exons: 8
Coding region: 1407-3872 (821 amino acids)
Biological process (GO): protein phosphorylation
Molecular function (GO): ATP binding; protein kinase activity; protein binding
Source: RefSeq, a predicted model, not a curated record